Molecule: messenger RNA, 3261 nt
Organism: Astyanax mexicanus (Mexican tetra)
Lineage: Eukaryota; Metazoa; Chordata; Actinopteri; Characiformes; Acestrorhamphidae
Product: meiosis 1 associated protein
Exons: 10
Coding region: 343-1962 (539 amino acids)
Biological process (GO): male meiosis chromosome separation; meiosis I; spermatogenesis
Source: RefSeq, a predicted model, not a curated record
ACUAGUUAUAUAGGUUAGUUAGGUUAGCUAGGUAGGGAGCAUGGAGUGAUUUGAUAUUUAUCCAUGGUGAACCACUAUCUUAACACGAGCUAUUUUUCAUAAUUUAACGUUUUCACAAAAAGCAGACAUAGACAAAAAAUAGUUGUUUAACACCAAUGCUACCACACGGAGAAUGCGCCUGAAAACUGCAGGAAAGCUUGAGAUUUUUCCUGUAAGUUACAUGAUCCACAGUCCCACUCCUACCCCAGUGACAAGACAGGUCGCGCGCAGUCUGAACUGAAGAAACGGCUCGAAAUACAAACCCACCCGGCGGUUUCAACUUCUUACUGAAGAUUCAAAAGCAUGAGUGGUAGAAAUCGGUACUGCCCUUCAGCCAGCCAGGUGUGCCGUGCCUCAUCCUUUACCAGACAGCCACCCCGUGUGCUCAUUGUGGAUACAUCACCACCCUGGUGGUCAGAAACAUGUUCUGUCCUGUGUGAGGCCCUUGAAAACUUUCUUGCUUUGGCCAGCACUCUAGAGGGGCCCAGCAGAGUGCCGCUGCUCAGUCUAUAUGCAGUCAGUCUACAGCAGGAGUGUCUGCUGCCAUUUGUGCAAGUCAAGGGUAAUCUUGCACGCCUGCACUCAUGUGUGGAGGAGCUGCGUUCUCUGCCAAAAGAAGGUUGCACCAGACCACGGGCUGAACUUCUCAGACAGGCAGUGCUGGACAGUCUGCAGCAGUACAAACACUACACACACCAUGCCACACAGGGGAAUGACCUCAAGAGCAGCUCAGUGGAGGUGACGGUGUUGACCAGCCAGUCAGGCCAGAUUGUACUGAAGCAGCUGGAGCAGAGCCUAAAAGACUCAGACUUGGUGAAUUUGCGCAGACUGCUGGUGGUCCAUAUUGCUGUGGAGCAAAACUUUCCUGAGAGAGAGCCAUCAUUGAGCCCUGAACCCACUUUGAAGCAGAACAUGGAUGAGCAAGGAGAUUGUCUGAUGUUAGGUGCAGAGAUGGAUGUGCAGCUAGUGGAGAACAGUGUGGUUGCUGUGGAGAAUGUACUAAAAGCAUGGCUGCAUGACCAAACAGGAGAAAGAGAGCACCUUCAGCUGUUCUUACCUGCAUUUGGAGAAAAACUGAGCUCAAAAACCAAUACUGUUCACAGGCCCAAUCCUGUGUGUAUAAAGUGUGACAUGCAGGAAAGGCUUGUGAGUCCUGCUCUACUUCCUGGCACGCCUGACCUUGGAGCAAAAACUGAGAGUUUACGGGACUUCCAGCCCACUAGCAAAAGCCUGUCCAAUCAGAGCCCUCCACCACAGCGGCUUCGAGUUAUCAAAGCUCUGCGGGCAGACGGAGUGUGUCAGUCUGUGCUGUAUGGCCUUCCUCUGAUCAUCAGACCCACAACCUGCUGGCAGCUGGACUGGGACGAGAUGGAAAACAACCAACAGACUUUCCACGCUCUCUGCCACACCCUCAGAACCCGGUACUGGUUUCUCUUGGUGCGUUCAGAGCCAGAAUUUGGUUCCGGGUCUCGUGUAUUCUCUUACUAUGUGCUCCAACCGUCCACAUCACUCUCCCUGUUACUCAAACCUGUCCUCACAAGAGAACUGAUGCUACCCUGCAACCUGCCCUUCCUAAAUGAGGACCCAUCCCUCAACGCACUCACCAUGGUGGAGAUGUGCCUGGAACAGCUAGAGGAGGACCCUGUAUUUAAUCCUCUGUGUCUGCGCUCCAAUCUGUACACCCAGCUGAGGAUGAGAGGCCUGCUCUCUCGCCCCUAUACUUCUCAUUCUGAGAGCCAGAGCCAGGGCCGAGGCCAACGCAGAGACAACCACCGCCCAGCAGAGGGCUCCACAUCACGACAGCAGGGGCGUGUGAGAGCCACUAUAGCCCCUCUUGCCUCUGCCCCACCUGGCAAAAUGUCUCGCCCCCCUCUGACCCUGAGCCACUCCAGCGCCCAUGCCCCCUCCCUCUGCCGACAGUGACUGACGGGGAAGCGGCCUGCUGAUGAUGACGAUGACGCAAGAGUGAGAAACCAAGCGCGUCGCAUUACUAAAUCUGGUGGUAACUAGCACACAGAACUGUUUCACCUGAAUGAGAAGCUUUUUGGCUAGCCUGUGGCCUAUGUUUAGAGCGACUGAGCUGACCUACAUUUGCGUAGACUGAUAAACCACACUGUAUACCAGAGACAACAUUAUAGAUUUAUUUACAGUUCGGAAACCUUUCAACUGCAAUAGCUGUGUGUUUUUUACCCCGCGUGCAAAUUAGCCGUGUGCCAUAUAAUUGGUGCGCUGUGACUACUCAGACUACAACAGAAAACACACAUCACAUCUGUAAAGCAUUUUCACGUUUCACAGAUGCUAUUGUGUACUGUAUCAAGGGGGUGGGGUAAGCAAUUGCAGAUGGAAGGCAUAAAAAAACAGCAUAUAGGCAUGUUAAUAACCUAAAGAGUGUUAAAUAUGAGUGCCACAUCAUAACGAAAGCCUGCAAAUCGUUUAAAAUAAUCCCUAAACACCACCACAGGCUUAAGUUCAAUUCAUUAGUCUCAGUAAGCCUCUCAAGUUUAUUGUUGGUCAGUGCAACAUGGCAGCCUUACAAUGGAGCACACACCAACUGUUUAUAUCUCCCCACAGCUGUAAGGCAUUACUGAGCUGAUAAAACACUUCAUUUUUUCUCUAAAGACUCCAAAAACAGAAUUAGACAAUGUUCACUUAAUGCCCAUUUUUCUGUUUUGUUUUCGUAAACGCCUCCAAUAAGCAGCAGUUCCCAAAAAUGCUUAAUUAGCACAAAUUCACUUUUUAGUAUUUUACUGCUAGCCCAUUUUUUUCUUUAACAAUGACUUGACCACAAGUUGGACAAGUUGGAAAUUCUCAGAGAUCCAGGCUGAAAUGAGGCUGAGACUGAGGUUAGGCAAGGCGUUUAGUAAGCAGAACCACAAAGCCACAAUUUAAAGACAAAAGACAUACAAAAGCUUUUUUAGAGAGAAAAAAAUAUAUAGAGAGAGCAAGAGAAAUAGUACAAAAGAGUACAGCUCUUUUCAGCACACUGUUCUAACUGAAAGAAUGGGUCUAUCUGCUGAGUGUUGGGGUGUAAGGGAGAGUACUAGAAGAAAGAGCAUAAAAAGAAAAAAAAAGAGGCAGCUAGGCACAGAGGCAUUGCAUUGCAAGGCUGUACAACAAGCCUCACAGAAACACACUGUACUCAGCUGAAGAGAAAUUCAGAACAAGGCCUCAAUGAGAAAGCAAGAGAGAGAGAGAGAAAGAGAGCGCGCGAAAAAGAAAGAG